Messenger RNA from Propithecus coquereli (Coquerel's sifaka), 1685 nucleotides. It is a transcript of the gene RACK1, whose product is annotated as guanine nucleotide binding protein (G protein), beta polypeptide 2-like 1. The transcript has 8 exons. Gene Ontology annotation, cellular component: cytosol; nucleus. NCBI's taxonomy places the organism in Eukaryota, Metazoa, Chordata, Mammalia, Primates, Indriidae. Gene Ontology annotation, molecular function: protein kinase C binding; translation regulator activity; ribosome binding. The coding region runs from base 691 to 1644 and encodes 317 amino acids. Gene Ontology annotation, biological process: rescue of stalled cytosolic ribosome; positive regulation of protein phosphorylation. The record is from RefSeq and is a predicted model, not a curated record.
CUGGCGGCAGCCUAGAUUUUUAUUUAGUCAUACGGGUAACUCUCUUCUGCCUUAGUCCUGCCUGGACUAAGUCCUUUUGGACUUGGAGUGCAUCAGAACAUAAACCUCCCGAGGGAAGAGCCGCCCUCUACACAUGAAAAUGUGUUAGACUUUGGUAGUUCACAUGCUCACGGUUUUAAAGUUUCUUUUAAAAAUUUUAAUGCCGUAUUUUUAAAAUGGUCCAUCCCUACUCCCAGUAGCGAACUGAAAAUCUCCCUCCGCGUUGCCCACCCACGAAGCACCAAGCGGAAAAGGCGGGGCUCGCACCCUGCCACUAAGGGGCGGAGAAGCCGCUCGGCGAUCCCUUAUGGGAAUGUACGCUUCACCUCUUUCGCUUCUUCGGCAUCACACCUUAAAUCAUCGUCUUAGGAGCCUUUUUAAACACCUGAAUGUAUUUGCAUGGCGGAGAGACCACAACAUCAGGCGAUUUCACCUCCCCCUUUAAACUACAGGGCGCCGCCAUCUUGAGCAGAAAUAUACAAUGGGGGUUGCCGUUUUGCUUGAGCCGGCGGGAAUUUCCGGUUCCGGCGGGGGGCGGUUGUUCUUUCUUUUUCUCCGCAGGGCCGCGGCGGGAGUGGCUGUGGUGCUCGUCUCUCUGAGCUAUCCGGAGCCAUCCUCAUUGCCGCGGCGACACUCGCACCCGCCGUCACCAUGACUGAGCAGAUGACCCUUCGUGGCACCCUCAAGGGCCACAAUGGCUGGGUAACCCAGAUCGCUACGACCCCGCAGUUCCCGGACAUGAUACUGUCUGCUUCUCGCGAUAAGACCAUCAUCAUGUGGAAGCUGACCAGAGAUGAGACCAACUACGGUAUCCCGCAGCGUGCUCUGCGGGGUCACUCCCACUUCGUUAGUGACGUGGUCAUCUCCUCAGAUGGCCAGUUUGCUCUCUCAGGCUCCUGGGACGGAACCCUGCGCCUCUGGGAUCUCACAACGGGCACCACCACGAGACGAUUUGUAGGGCAUACCAAGGACGUGCUGAGUGUGGCCUUCUCCUCUGACAACCGGCAGAUUGUCUCUGGAUCCCGAGAUAAAACCAUCAAGUUAUGGAAUACUCUGGGUGUAUGCAAGUACACUGUCCAGGAUGAGAGCCACUCGGAGUGGGUGUCUUGUGUCCGCUUCUCACCCAACAGCAGCAACCCUAUCAUCGUUUCCUGUGGCUGGGACAAGCUGGUCAAGGUAUGGAAUUUGGCUAACUGUAAGCUGAAGACCAAUCACAUUGGCCACACGGGUUAUCUGAACACGGUGACUGUUUCACCAGAUGGAUCGCUUUGUGCUUCUGGAGGCAAGGAUGGCCAGGCCAUGCUAUGGGAUCUCAAUGAAGGCAAGCACCUUUAUACACUAGAUGGUGGGGACAUCAUCAAUGCCCUGUGCUUCAGCCCUAACCGCUACUGGCUCUGCGCUGCCACAGGCCCCAGCAUCAAGAUCUGGGACUUAGAGGGCAAGAUAAUUGUAGAUGAACUGAAGCAAGAAGUUAUCAGUACCAGCAGCAAGGCAGAGCCACCCCAGUGUACCUCUCUGGCCUGGUCUGCUGAUGGCCAGACUCUGUUUGCUGGCUACACAGACAACCUGGUACGUGUGUGGCAGGUGACCAUCGGUACUCGAUAGAAAUUUACAGCAGAGCUUUUAGAAAUAAACUGGUUUUCUGA